Cyclopterus lumpus (lumpfish) is the source of this 1188-nucleotide messenger RNA. It is a transcript of the gene akip1, whose product is annotated as A kinase (PRKA) interacting protein 1. Gene Ontology annotation, cellular component: nucleoplasm. The transcript has 5 exons. Bases 389 to 907 code for a protein of 172 amino acids. The record is from RefSeq and is a predicted model, not a curated record. Gene Ontology annotation, biological process: regulation of non-canonical NF-kappaB signal transduction. Lineage: Eukaryota; Metazoa; Chordata; Actinopteri; Perciformes; Cyclopteridae.
CGCGGAGGAUUUCCCGUCCCGUCACUUGAACGCACCGCGGCUCCCAUCAGCUGUGCGCGCGAGAUGAUCUUCACGAGCUCAAACCAGGAAGUUAACGCGACGACCGAAUGCCGCAAACUUGAACGAAGAAGCCCACGUUUCCUUUUGAAAGCGCGUGUUCACGUGUGUUUGUUUACUCGCUCACCGUCCGGGUAAACAAGUAAACACGUAAUCUCUUCACUCGAGGGGCGUGGGGGGGGGGGGGGGGUUGUUGACACAGCGCGUGGAACAGCGACGUCAUCGCGUCAACAGGUGCGAUGGAACGUGGACUUAUUUAAGGUUCCGCUUGAGCUCGCGACGUCCGACAGAGAAACAAGUGAAGGACACCUGAGUUUACCUGGACCUCUUCAUGGCAAGCCAAGCCUGGCUGGAGUCUUCUCUGCGGCGCUCUGCCAGUCUGGGCCUGGAGGUGCUGGAGCGGGCCUCCAGGCGGAGCGUGGACUGGACGAGCACCGGAGAGUCCCAGACCCCCACUACGACGGACGAAGACGCACACAUCCCUGUCAAGAGAGCCCACACGGAGCUCGACGAUGUCUUUGCAACCCUCGCAGGGCUCAUGGCACAGACGAGCCAUCAGUGCAAGAGGUUCUACGAGUCCGGCUGUGGCCCCGAGCCCACCGACACCGAGAGGAGCCACGUGUCCAGGUUCCACUCGCUGCCAGCUGUUGCCAUGAAAACACCGGCACAGUCGGCCAGAAAACAUGCAACGGUUUCACACUACAGAAGUCGUGCGUCCGGUGAAGAUUUCUUCAUCGAGGUCUCACCGGGGACGUACGCCGUCACCGCCAGCCUGCCGGAGCUACAGCAGCAGACUCAGCUGGUCAUCGUCAAAGCUGGACAGAGCGUCGACCUCACCUUUGACCUCUGACCUGACCAGUCACCCUGAACCCUCAAUACCAAAACUGAAAAUAAUGCUGUUUGUGUGUGUUUAUUGUUACACAGAUUUCUCUCAUUUUUUUUAAAGAGUUUAUAUAUAUAUUUCUUUGCUAUCAAAGCGUUUUUAUUUGCUGCAUAUUGAGAAGCCAUUAUUUAUCAUAUUUUACAAGAGUACUUUAUUACCAUGUGUCCUAGAACAUCAUGAAAUCUUAACCUGCACUUAAACCGCAUCGGUGUAUAAAAAUAAAGUGUUAUUUUAAAAAAAAUCAGAUU